This is a messenger RNA of Lactuca saligna, 279 nucleotides long. The record is from the annotation of a GenBank genome assembly. NCBI's taxonomy places the organism in Eukaryota, Viridiplantae, Streptophyta, Magnoliopsida, Asterales, Asteraceae.
AUGUUGGAUACAUAUCAUGCAUUCCAACUAUUCGACGAAAUGCCAAUACAAUUGAUGUCUUCAGCAGAAGAAAUGCAGGCCAUUAUUAAGGGUCUUGAAAAGACACAAAAUCAGUUUAUCAGCAUUGCUGAGUUGGAAGUGGGGUCUGUAACAAAAUUGUAUUCUGUGGUGGGUAGAAAUGUUGAUGCAUUGGCAUUAUAUUUUGGUGAAGAUCCUACUCGUUGCCCUUUUGAACAAGUUAAUUCUUUAAGAAUAUUCAAAACCAUUCUACAAGAAUAG